CAAUCCAUGACGUGCCCACUUACGGGUCCUUCCACAUCUGAAGUCUGUCAAGUCCUAACCUCAUUUGUUACAAGUAUAUUAUGCGUGUGAUAAAAAGUACAAUUUGAUGGAACUUUUACAAUUAAUUUUGUAGGAAUAUAUCUAGUUCCCAGAAGUAGUAAAUAUGACGACAUACGAAGAAUUCAUUCAACAAAAUGAAGAACGGGAUGGAGUACGUUUUACCUGGAACGUCUGGCCAUCCAGUCGCCUUGAAGCUACGAGAUUGGUGGUACCCAUUGGCUGUUUAUAUCAACCAAUCAAGGAGAGGCCAGAUUUGCCACCGAUCCAGUACGAUCCGGUCCUGUGUACCAGGAACACAUGCAGAGCCAUCCUGAACCUCAUGUGUCAAGUGGAUUACAGAGCGAAACUUUGGGUUUGCAACUUUUGUUUCCAGAGGAACCCGUUUCCACCCCAGUAUGCAGCUAUCACAGAACAGCACCAACCAGCCGAAUUGAUCCCGUCAUUCUCUACUAUCGAGUACACGAUCAUGCGGGCACAGUCAAUGCCGCCCAUAUUCCUGUUGGUGGUGGACACAUGCCUGGACGACGAGGAGCUGGGGGCGCUGAAGGACUCACUACAGAUGUCGCUGUCGUUGUUACCUCAGACUGCGUUGGUUGGCCUCAUCACUUUUGGCAAGAUGGUGCAGGUUCAUGAGCUUGGUUGCGAGGGCUGCAGCAAGAGCUACGUGUUCCGUGGUACCAAGGAUCUCACUGCUAGACAGGUACAGGACAUGUUGGGGAUCGGCAAAGUGGCAGUUCCACAGACACAGCAGCGAGGGCCUGGUGGUGCACAGCAACCUACACCCCCCGCCAACAGGUUCCUCCAACCAGUGCAAAUGUGUGAUAUGAGCCUGACAGACUUGCUUGGGGAGCUGCAGAGGGAUCCUUGGCCUGUACCUCAGGGCAAACGUUCCCUGCGGUCCACGGGGGUCGCUCUGUCUAUAGCAGUUGGACUUCUAGAGUGCACGUACCCGAACACCGGAGGCCGGAUCAUGCUGUUUGUGGGUGGUCCAUGCUCUCAGGGACCGGGUCAAGUAGUCAACGAUGACCUGAGGGAGCCAAUCCGCUCACAUCACGACAUACACAAGGACAAUGCCAAGUACAUGAAGAAAGCCACCAAACAUUACGAUGGCCUGGCAGUCCGAGCUGCGACCAACGGUCAUGCAAUUGACAUCUACUCGUGUGCACUCGACCAGACUGGCCUUCUUGAGAUGAAACAGUGCUGCAACUCAACUGGAGGUCAUAUGGUGAUGGGAGACUCGUUCAACUCUUCACUUUUCAAGCAAACAUUCCAGAGGGUACUUGCAAGAGACCAGAAACAAGACUUGAAGAUGGCAUUCAACGGCAUUCUUGAAGUCAAAACUUCUCGGGAACUCAAAGUAAUGGGAGCCAUUGGCCCGUGUGUAUCGCUUAAUGUGAAAGGCCCUUGCGUGUCCGAUAAUGACAUCGGCCUUGGAGGCACUUCUCAGUGGAAACUGUGUUCGUUCACCCCUCAGACCACCAUGGCACUGUUCUUUGAAGUCGUCAACCAGCAUGCAGCUCCCAUACCUCAAGGUGGACGAGGGUGCAUCCAGUUCAUCACCCAGUAUCAGCAUGCCAGUGGGCAGCGGCGUAUUCGAGUCACCACUGUUGCGAGGAACUGGGCAGAUGCCACAACCAGCCUGCACCAUAUUAGUGCUGGGUUCGAUCAAGAGGCCGGUGCAGUGUUGAUGGCUAGGAUGGUGGUCAACCGUGGGGAAACAGAUGAUGGGCCAGACGUCAUGCGCUGGGCAGAUCGUACUCUCAUCCGCCUGUGUCAAAAGUUUGGGGAAUAUUCAAAGGAUGAUCCUAAUAGUUUCCGGCUGCCAGAGAACUUCAGCUUGUAUCCCCAGUUUAUGUACCACCUGAGACGCUCUCAGUUCCUGCAGGUCUUCAACAACAGCCCCGACGAGACGUCAUACUACAGGCACAUCUUGAUGAGGGAAGACCUGACACAAAGUCUGAUCAUGAUUCAGCCCAUCCUGUACAGCUACAGCUUUAACGGACCACCAGAGCCUGUACUAUUGGAUACCUCCAGUAUCCAGCCUGACCGCAUACUUCUCAUGGACACGUUCUUCCAGAUACUUAUCUUCCAUGGAGAGACUAUCGCUCAGUGGCGUGCUCUGCGCUACCAGGACAUGCCUGAGUAUGAGAACUUCAAACAGCUGCUCCAAGCUCCGGUGGACGAUGCACAAGAGAUUCUGCACACACGCUUCCCUAUGCCUCGCUACAUAGACACAGAACAGGGUGGUUCCCAGGCACGAUUUUUGCUGUCUAAAGUGAACCCUUCUCAAACUCACAACAACAUGUACAGUUAUGGAGCGAUGAUGCCGUCCUUGAAUUCGGAGAGUGGAGCUCCGGUACUAACGGACGAUGUCAGCCUCCAAGUCUUCAUGGAACAUCUCAAGAAGCUUGCGGUGUCCUCUACUGCUUAACCCUCCACUUUGUACCUUCCGUGUUAUUUAACUAUAUUAUGUUCUACAGAGAGGUGUUUUUCUCACAGUUUAUGAAUAUACAAAACAAAAUAUGUUUAGUAUAUCACAGUAAAAUAAACCUGUUAUUAUUUAUAACAA
Molecule: messenger RNA, 2629 nt
Organism: Homalodisca vitripennis (glassy-winged sharpshooter)
Lineage: Eukaryota; Metazoa; Arthropoda; Insecta; Hemiptera; Cicadellidae
Gene: Sec23
Product: protein transport protein Sec23A
Exons: 18
Coding region: 164-2491 (775 amino acids)
Biological process (GO): COPII-coated vesicle budding; COPII-coated vesicle cargo loading; endoplasmic reticulum to Golgi vesicle-mediated transport
Cellular component (GO): COPII vesicle coat; endoplasmic reticulum exit site
Molecular function (GO): zinc ion binding; GTPase activator activity
Source: RefSeq, a predicted model, not a curated record